UUUCUCUGUAAUUGUGGAGUGAGCCUCAAGGAAGCUUUCCUCUCUGGGGACUUUAGAAUAAAUCAAUGGAGGUUCAAGAACAAGAUACCCGGAAAAAGCGAGCCAAGUUCUCUCCCAUUUUCAUACUCAUUGUUUUUCUUGGUCUCGCCGCGUUUUUCCUUUGUCUCGCGUCUGAGUUUCAGAAGGCCAAGGGGCAAGAUCUGAAAUGGGAUGGAGAAUCAUGUUAUCUACCCGAAAGUCAUGCGUUCAGGUUUGGAACCGCGGCUCUAGUCUGUGUUUCGGUUGCUCAGAUCAUCGGAAAUGUUGUGAUUUGUAAAGGUUUCUUUAAAACAAACAAAAAGGAAAUGACCCCGUUUCAUGUAUUGCUUCUGUUGUUUUCUUGGGUUAAUUUUGCGGUUGCGGCUAUGUUGAUUAUCGUUGGUGCAAGCAUAAACAGAGAGCAGAAAUACGGCAAGGGGUGGCUAAACGGUGAGUGUUACCUUGUGAAAGACGGUCUGUUCGCAUCAUCCGGCGUUCUGUGCGUUACAGCACUGAGUGCAGUUCUCGGAACGUUUGCGUCCAACGUCAAACCAUCGUUACAGGUUGACACUCAAAACAAAAUUCAUAGCCACAAUGUGUAGCAAUUCUCUUUUUUUGUUCCCUUAUAAUCUUGAGAGUUAACUUGAAAACAAAGAUAUUCGAUCAGAUAUGACAGUACGGUACCUUGAUCAUAGAUUUUCACUAGAUUGGUUGUUUAUUUCUUAUUUUUGGUAAAACACUAGAUUGGUUGUUAAAGUGUUACAUAUGAAUUUUAUGUGUCAAUUAUUGAUUAUUUACGUUUUUGCGUUUAUGAACGGUGUUUAUAUACUCAUAGUAUUUUAAUGUAUACUUGUAUACAUAUAUAUAACUAAAAGAUGUAGUUCAAACAUUUUAAUCCGUAUUUACGUUUAAAUUG
Messenger RNA from Eruca vesicaria subsp. sativa (arugula), 934 nucleotides. NCBI's taxonomy places the organism in Eukaryota, Viridiplantae, Streptophyta, Magnoliopsida, Brassicales, Brassicaceae. The record is from the annotation of a GenBank genome assembly.